Molecule: messenger RNA, 3182 nt
Organism: Pyrgilauda ruficollis (rufous-necked snowfinch)
Lineage: Eukaryota; Metazoa; Chordata; Aves; Passeriformes; Passeridae
Gene: MIPOL1
Product: mirror-image polydactyly 1
Exons: 14
Coding region: 245-1594 (449 amino acids)
Source: RefSeq, a predicted model, not a curated record
AAGUAGCCAUCACAAUGAGCCUGAGUUUCAGAAGUACUAUGCAAGGCUUUUUCUUCCUUCAUCUACACUCCAUGUGUGAAGAUUUAAGAUUAUAUCAUCUGUUUGUUUAAGCUAAUCCAAAAGUAAAUGAGGAACUUAGGAAAAGAUUGCCAACUUCAAAUCAACACAGUUACACAGAAUUGAAGAAGAAGAAGCAUACAGCUUCAUUUGAGGGAUUCUUUUAAGGGACUCAGUGUUCUGCGAUAUGAGCUCUGAAACCUUCAAGCAAAAACUGCACUCAGUGCCAGAUCAAACAAGUUCAGAGGAACAAAUGGAGAGCUGGUCAAAAGAAACACACAUCUCGGAUCAGAAAAAAGAAGACUUCUGUGCUGAACUUCAGUUUUAUAAGAAUUCUCAAAAACACACAGAAUUUUCUAUCCAGGCAGAAACCGUAGCACCGAAACUUUCAGAUUUGCAAGUAACCAGUCAAAGUGGAGGAUUCCUAACUGACUGUAAUUCUGGUUCAGAAGAAUCAAGUAGUGUAGCAAGAAAAGAUAACAGGAUGCUCCCUGAAUUUAUAUCCUCAUGGAAUGAUGCUGAAGAUUUCGGUGGAAGAACAGAAACUGCAUUCCUUUUAAAAGAAUUGGACACUCUGAGGGCCAAAAAUAAAAAGCUUCAAGAUAAGCUGGCUGAAAAGGACAAGGAGCUGAAGACAAUGAAACUGGACUUAGAAUUGCAAGAUAGAGCUACAGAAGCUAAGAUUGCAGAAAGGAUUGCAGCUCUGGUGGAAGAAGUUUAUUCUGCUCAACGGGAACGUGAUGAGGCUGUCAUGGCAAGGCUUAGGUUAGCCAAUGAAGAGAGAGAUGAAGCAUUUCUGCGAGUCCAGCGUUUAGAAGAGUCUCUCAAAGAGCUAGAAAAUAUUAACCCUGAAGAAAAUGACAUGACAUUACAGGAAUUACUGAACAGAAUAAACAAUGCAGACACAGGGAUAGAUAUACUGAAGAAUGGAGCUAUAAUUCUGAACCGAAUACACAGGACCAAAGAACGUAAAAAGAAAAUAAUAGCUGAGGAAAUGAAUGCAGUAAUAGAGCAACGGGAUGCUGCUUUAUCUCAAUGCAAACGGCUGGAGCAGGAGCUUCAUCAUCUGAAAGAGCAGAACCAGACUUCAGCAAACAACACGAGACAUAUGACUGCUGAAAACAAUCAAGAACGUGCUCUGAAGGCAGAACUGAUAGCUUUGCAACAAGUAAAGGAAGCUGCUCUUCAACAGUGCAAAAAACUAGAGGAAGAAGUCCAAACAUUGCGUGUUUAUUACAGGUUAUACAAGUCUUUGUCUGAAGGAUUGAGUCUGAAGAACCAGCCUAACUGUGCUUUCAGUACUUCUGAAGGUGGACUGGAGGGAAGGGAGGAUGUUGUGACCCUAACCUAUGGCCAGAUUGAAGAGCUGGCAGCUCAGCUGCAGCAAACUCGGUCAGAGCAAAAGGACACUGAGCUGAAGCUCCAGAAAGCCCUGGAAGCUUCGCAGGAGGCCAAUGAAAAAGUUCAAAAGUUGGAAAGGCUGGUGGACGUCCUGAGGAAGAAGGUUGGAGCAGGGACCAUUAGGACCGUGAUCUGAUUGAAAGCUGUAGUCUAAGGAAGCUUUCACAUCUGGUGACCAGGCUGCUUCAUUCAGCACUGUGUAAACACUGAAGCCUUAACUUAGCAAACAGUUGUUAGAAGUGGGACACUCCAGCGACAUUCCAAGCUGAGAUAAAAUCAAAUCAUAAAUGUUUAACUACUUUGCUGCUGAGUUCUGUGAUUUGUUAAAAUGUUUCACUGCAAACGUGUUUGUUUUUAACCAAAUGCAUUGUGGCACAGUGUAUUGUGAAAAAUUAUGUAGAUGCUUAUUUUAACAGUCUGUCCUCUCCAUGUUAGACUAUAGUCUGCUGCAAGGCACAGCAUGGUCAUUUUUUUAAAUACUGCAAGCUUCAGGUUCAAAAUGCUGCAAAGCAGUUUCAGGAUUUAAGUCCCUUAUUAUAUUUGUGAGGCUGCAAAUAGUCCAAUAUUUGUAUGUUAAAUAUAUUAAUUGAUAAAGUAGGUUGGCAUUCAAGAAAUAGCUCUGGUAUAUUGGAUAUUUUUUCCUCCUUACUCAUAGACCAUUGAAUUGCAGGUAGUAACUGUGGCUACAUCAAAGGGCAGGAUAAAUGUACACCUUUAUACAACAGUUGAAUAGCUUCUGCUAGUACAUGGCAUUUUCAGUGUACAUUAAAAAGAAAUUUACAUUUAGGUUUCACUGGAAGUACAGCUACAAAAAUUUGUAACAUGAAAGCCUUGUGACACUGUACAGUAUCUCAGACAGUGGAGAAAGUUUCAUGUAUUGUUUUUAGUCACUCCUCUGUCCUUUUAAAUGAGGAAAAAGCUCUCAGAUUUCAGAAAGUACCUUAUAAAUUAAAAAUUCACCUUUUCAGUGUUUGCCUCUUCUCAUCCCAUUCCUACAAGACUCUGAGUGCCCUGCAGUGCAGGAGUACCAUCCAGGCUGGGUUUGAGGCUAAACUGUCAAUCCUCAGCUUUUUGUACUCAUGAAGUGCCCUAGGACUUAAGAGGCCGAAGCAUAGAAUCUGACAGGGAGGGGAGAAACUGAGGGCUGAGGAGGAAUUUGGGGUACACAGACAUGAUAGACUCUAAGAUACAGUACAGUUGAACUUAGAGUUGUGUUUGUGACCCAACCAUCUCCCUGUAUGAACAGUCAGGCCAGUACUCAUAUAAUCCUGCUCAAGAAAGCAGCUGUAAUCUCUGAGAACCCCAAAUUCAAUAAAGAAUCUCAGCAGCCAGCUGGGCUUUAGUGUCUCCUCAGGACCAGCCUACUCAGGCAAGGUGGAUGUAGCUCCUGAGGCUUCCACUUGUCUGCUUUACUUUGUGUUUAAUGUUGUUACAUGGUCUUGCUUCUUAAUGUUUGCUUGUUCAGGCACUGUGAUAGUGCAGUCUAUCUGGAGAAAAUGAAAUUUUAGUUUUAGGUGUAGAGAGAGACAUUUUAAUGUCUGUUUUUUCUUUCAAACACUUCUUCAUCUGCAGACCUAAGCCCCUCCUAGUUUCAGUUGACCAAACCUAACCUCUUGCAGGGAGAUAAGUAGCAUCCAUCCAAGCCACAUUUACCCAAGUCAGUUCUAGAAACUUCUGAAGUGCUCCUUUUUGACCUUUGGUCAAUCCUAAGAUAGCCAGUGAGU